Messenger RNA from Gasterosteus aculeatus aculeatus (three-spined stickleback), 2957 nucleotides. Its product is annotated as protein APCDD1. Gene Ontology annotation, biological process: negative regulation of Wnt signaling pathway. Gene Ontology annotation, cellular component: plasma membrane. Gene Ontology annotation, molecular function: Wnt-protein binding. Lineage: Eukaryota; Metazoa; Chordata; Actinopteri; Perciformes; Gasterosteidae. The record is from RefSeq and is a predicted model, not a curated record.
CACGCGUAAAAACAGUCCUUCAGGACAGGCGGGGGCGCGCGUAAAAGCGAGCUGCUUCAUUUCACCGAUGAACCGGAGCGUUGAACUCGGCCACACUGCCCCACAGUGAAGUUUGAACCGGAGGCGUGAUUCCUUUAUGAUGCUCCGACAUCCAAGGAGCGAUCGGCCCACGCUUUGGAUUCACAAUGUGAGUCGGAAUACGCGAGGACGCUGCGUAAAGGAAACGCUGAACUCCCAGUGGGACCAUUGAAGUUCGUUUGAAUCCUCCAAAGCGCAGCAUGGGUCUCUUGUCCACACUGCUGCUCGUUGCCUUUCUAGGCUGGGCUGAAGGUGGUUCCUCUCCUCACUACUUGGACGCUCGGUCCAGCCGCCUCUCUCUGGAGAAAACCUACGACCGAUCACUCAAAGACGGCCAGUGCCCGCACAUGUUAAAACACCUGCACAAUGGAGCCCGGAUCUCCGUGCAGAUGCCUCCCAGCAUAGAGGGUCACUGGGUGUCCACCAGCUGUGAGGUGAGACCAGGUCCGGAGUUCCUGACGCGCUCCUACAGCUUCAACUCCAACAACACCUUCCAUGCUCACCAGUUCUACUAUGAAGACAACCACUGCACCAAACCCACCUACACCCUGGUGAUCCGCGGCCGCCUGCGCUUACGCCAGGCCUCCUGGAUCAUCCGCGGCGGCACCGAGGCGGAGUACCACCUCCACCGCGUCCAGAUGGUUUGCCACACGGCCAGCGUGGCCAAAGAGCUCAGCCAAAGGCUCAACCACAGCUGCAGAGGGGCCGUGAAGGGCCCCUGGGAUCCCAGCGCCAUCUACGAGCUGUGGAGCGAGGACGCCGGCUACGACUGCUCCAGGGAGCUUAACUUCGCCAUGCACGAGAUGCAGCUGCUGAGGGUGGAGAAGCAGUACCUGCACCACAACUUGGAUCACCUGGUGGAGGAGCUGUUUCUAGGGGACAUCCACACCGAGCCGUCACAGAGGCUGUACUACAAGCCGUCCAGCUACCAGACCGCCCUGCAGAACGCCAAGAACCACGAGCACGGCUGCAUCGCGUGUCGUAUCAUCUACCGCUCGGACGAGUUCCACCCGCCCAUCCUGCCGCCGCGGGCCGACCUGACCGUGGGCCUGUACGGCCAGUGGGUGAGCCAGCGCUGCGAGGUCCGCCCCGAGGUGCUCUUCCUCACCCGUCACUUCGUCUUCCACGACAACAACCACACGUGGGAGGGACACUAUUACCACUUCUCCGACCCCGUCUGCAGGCACCCCACCUUCACCAUCUACGCCCGCGGGCGCUACAGCCGCGGGCUUCACUCCACCCGGGUCAUGGGCGGGACGGAGUUCGUUUUCAAAGUGAACCACAUGAGAGUGACUCCCAUGGACUUCACCACCACCUCCCUCCUCAACGUCUUCAACGGCAACGAGUGCGGCGUGCAGGGGUCCUGGCAGGUCGGGGUGGAGCAGGACGUGACCUUGACCGACGGCUGCGUGGCCCUGGGCAUCCGGCUCCCCCACACGGAGUACGAGCUGUUCCGCAUGGAGCAGGACGCCCGCGGCCGCUACCUGCUCUACAACGGCCAGCGGCCCAGCGACGGCUCCAGCCCCGACCGGCCGGAGAAGCGGGCCACCUCCUACCAGACGCCCCUGAAGCAGUGCUCGGCAAGCCAGCCCGACCCCAGCGGGGCGGGCGACGUCGACGGGGCCACGCCGCGUCGCAGCGGCUGCGCGGGGCGCCACGGGGGCGGCCGGCCACGCGCCGCGAUGACUGCCGUUGCGUUGGGAACGUUGUUGCUCCUCAGCGGGCAAAGGUAGAAAGCAGCAAGGGCAGAGGGGGGGUGGUAGGGUGGGUGGCGCGACGUAGGACACGCCGACGUAGGACACGCCGACGUAGGACACGCCGACGUAGGACGCGCCUAGACAGAAAGGGUGGAUCACAAGAGCGGACAUUUAACUUUUUUUUUUUUACUUCUCUGAUGUGAAGGAGGAUGAAAACUGGGGCUCCUGAUCCUUUGAUUCUCCUUCCCAGCUACCAGAAGACUUGACACUGCUGCACCACAGAAACUUUUGCACUUUAGAGUGGAGCCAAAGACUAAUCUGUCCCGUUUCCAUGACUACACGAAGAUGCCUAUAUAUCCACACAGACUUGGAUUGCUGUUUUCAGUGUAUUUACCUGCAACUAUGAUGUGUAGAAAUCAGCUCCCUGUCUGGAGGACUUGUGCUCGUGGAAAGUCACUGUUUACAGUGAAAAAGCUCCACACUACUUUUAUAACAGGAAUCUCUUUGAACAUUUCAGUAUAGAGAACUUGAGCGUAGUUUUCUAUCUAUUACGAAUUAAGGGCAUGUUAAUUUGGAUGAUAUUAAGGUAAUAAACUUCCUUGCAUUCAAAAGAGAGCUUUGUAUUCAAUGGCCAACGUGUGACCUUCUUCUAAUGGGGCUAUUUUGAAAUAAUCAUGACUGGGCAAUAUGAAAAUUCUAUUAACUUUAAAAAAAAUCAGCAUUCUAAAAUGUAGGAAAGCUCAAUUGAUUGUUCCACUGUUGUACACAAAAUGUUUAUCACAUGUAAAAAUGUGUUAAUUUUAAAUUAUUGCAUUACAUUUCCUGUACCGGUCUGUAAAAGAAUAUUGAAUUCAGCGUAAUGUGCAAUUCAAAGUUGUGACAUGCUUUUUUUUUUUUUGGUUCAUUGAAUACAUCCAUAUGUUAUCGGUGUUAUAGAUCAUACAUAAACUAUGUUCUAUAUAAUUGCUUCAAAGCUAAGUUUGUAAUAACAAAUAUAGAAGACUGAGGUAAACCAGGAAGUUAAGUAUUUGGGGGGUUUUGUUUUUCAUCUAAUGGUUAAAAUAACUACAUUAUGUUCUGAUGUCCAGAUCCUUGAAAGUGUUCCAUUGGGGAAUCAAUAAAAAGAUUUUGGAAAUUUGCCAGAUUUGAGAGUUGAAUAAAUUCCAAAUGGCUUUUGUGCAA